This is a messenger RNA of Debaryomyces hansenii CBS767, 1671 nucleotides long. RefSeq names its product putative hydrolase. The coding region runs from base 1 to 1671 and encodes 556 amino acids. Gene Ontology annotation, molecular function: monoacylglycerol lipase activity. The record is from RefSeq and is a predicted model, not a curated record. Lineage: Eukaryota; Fungi; Ascomycota; Pichiomycetes; Serinales; Debaryomycetaceae. The transcript has a single exon.
AUGGCAGAAAUAGACAAUAAAGAUGAAGAUUCCAAAGAACAGAGUGCACAUUUAUUUGUUCUAGUCCAUGGGUUAUGGGGAAGUCCGAAUCAUAUGCUGACCAUUGAGAGAUCAUUAAGAGAGUUACUUCAGGAAUGCUCGGACGAAAAGAUAGUGACAUUGAAACCUUCUUCAUUUCGGUUUUGGAAGACAUACGAUGGAUUGAAACUAAAUGCUGAAAGAGUCAUCAGGGAUAUCUUUUAUGAAAUCGAGGCAUUAAAACAAAAGAGUAAUUACAAAGUCGUUAAAAUUAGCUUGGUAGGCUAUUCCCUAGGUGGUCUAAUUUCCAGAUACCUUAUUGGUGUAUUGAACGAAAUUGGAUUUUUUGAAAUGGUAGAACCUGUUUUUUUUACCACCUUUGCGACACCACAUGUUGGUAUCCAAUUUUUCAACGAUAACAUCUUUGACCACGCUGCUAACAAGGUGGGUCAAUAUCUUUUUGGUAAGUCAGGGCGCGAGAUGUUCAUGACCGACCAUGAUAAGAUUUUAAUGCAAAUGGCGGAUUCUGAAGGGGUAUAUUAUAAAGGUCUAAAUAAAUUUCGAAAGCAUAUAUUGUUAUCCAAUGUUAAAAAUGAUAGAACCGUUGCAUUUAAUACGUCAUUCAUAACCGAAUACUCGCCGUUUGAUAAUUGGAGCAAUAUCAAGAUUAAAUAUUUGAAGGGUUUGCAACAAUCAAGGAUAGGUAAAAUCUACGUUAAGCCUAAAUUUGUUGAUUUGAAUAGGUCGAUCCAAAUGACAAGAUCUGAGGAUGAAGUAUUUGCUGGUAAUAUUCAGGAACAGACGUCUAUAUUUCGUUCCAAUAGGAUCUUUAGAUUUUUAAUUAUAUUUCUGGUGUCAUUCUUCCUAUUACCAUUUUGGAUUCCAUUAGUUCUAUGUUCAAGUUUAUUUGCUUCGAUUUAUAGCAUGAUUAAAAUCAGAAUUAUUCCUGCUCCAAAAAUUAAACUGCAUUGGCAGAGAGUACUUGAUUCUGUAUAUGGCUCAUCUCCUGUGGAUGUCGAAGAUGCAAAAAUUGGGUUGCAAAAUAGAAAUGAAAGAAAAUCCAUGUCUAAACAAAAUUAUUUCAAAGGAGACACUUCCGAAUUAACUGAAAAUACAAUGGAAGGCUUAAUGUAUGCUGAGGAAAGAUUUACCGGCAAAUCGACAGAAGGAGCUAUUCAAGAAGAGGAUAGAGACGAGCCCAAUAAUACCCAGAACAAUGCAAGUAACGAUGAAGAUAACUCUGGUGAUACUAAUGAAGAAAUGGAUGAUUAUGAUGAUAGUGAAUCUGACCAUGAAGACUAUGAACGGACUUCGAUUUUAUCUAAGAACACUAAGAAGAAAGUGGUUGAAAUCGAUACCAAGUCAAAUGAUCAAUCAAUUCGCCAGCACUACUCUACCUUAACUCAAUGGAAGAAUUCUAGAUUUCCAUUGUUUACGAAGAGUUGUAGAUUACCUAUAAAUGAAGAAAAGCAGUUCGUUAUUGAUUCCUUGAAUAAAAUCAAUUGGAUCAAGAUACCUGUUUAUAUAGAUGCGUGGAAUUCGCACGAUGGAAUAGUUGCUAGACGUGGUCCAAGAACCAACCCAAAGGGUGCAUCUACUGUAUGUUUAUGGGCUUCUAUAUUGAGGAACAACAUGAAAGAAACAGACACCUAA